AUGGCAAAUCGGUUUCUAGGACAUUUUCAACCAGGUGACGGUCGUCUCACCAAAACAGUUUAUUCCGGUGAUGACAUCACGCUCUCAGUUUCUACCACUGAUAGCUACUCAUCAGGGACGGGUGAGAUCCGGUGGAGCACCUUCUCAAAUUUUGCAGAAGGAUCUUUAUCUCCAAGUGGAGAUGGAGUUCUGUCCUAUACUAUUCGUUCAGCAUCUAAGAGCGAUGCAGAUGUCUACGGAACAUUCCAAAACAAUGCAGUGGACAACCGUCUUUACAGUUUGAUUCGCGUCAUAGUUAGUGAUUGUCCCCGUGGUCGAUGGAACCUACCGUUAUGUGAUCGUUUGUGUGAUAACUGCUACAAUGGAGGAAUCUGUCAUCCUCAAUCAGGAACGUGUAUCUGUCCUCCAGGAUUCAUGGGCAAGAACUGUUUAACUGCAUGCGGGGAACACCAAUUUGGAUGGGAAUGCGAGAUCAAAUGUGGUGUUGGUAAUGUUCUGGAUGCUUGCAGCGGAAGUCAGAUCUGCCUACCCGAUCCUUAUGGAUGCGACUGCCUCUCUGGUUAUACAGGGAUAUACUGCGAAGAACAAUGUACUCCAGGAAAGUUCGGCGUUGACUGCCUUCAAUACUGUCACUGUGCUGGAGGGGUGCCAUGUGAUGCUUUCACUGGAAGCUGUGAAGGAAGCUGUGAGGAUGGGUGGUCAGGAGAAGGCUGUCAAGUUCCAUCCGUGUGUCCUGUUGGUUACUAUGGAAUCAAUUGUACCGAGUUCUGUAACUGUCCUGAUCUGUCAGAGUGCGAGAAGGAUUCUGGGUUCUGUAUAUCAUCAGAGGGACAAUGUGAGAUUGGGUUUGUCGCUGAAUCACCAGAAAAGCCAGACAGAUGUGCUACAUUUGCAGGAUGUUUCGAGUCCUGUUCUAAGACAUGUCAUUGUGCUGCUACCGUCACGUGUGAUGAGUCAGGUUCGUGCACUUCAUGUCAUCCACGAUGGUCUGGAGACAAUUGCCAAACAGGUUAG
This is a messenger RNA of Lytechinus variegatus (green sea urchin), 1014 nucleotides long. RefSeq names its product multiple epidermal growth factor-like domains protein 10. Lineage: Eukaryota; Metazoa; Echinodermata; Echinoidea; Temnopleuroida; Toxopneustidae. Gene Ontology annotation, molecular function: scavenger receptor activity. The transcript has 6 exons. Bases 1 to 1014 code for a protein of 337 amino acids. The record is from RefSeq and is a predicted model, not a curated record.